AUGUUGUUGAAGAGAGAGAAAUCGAAGAUGUCAAACUCGGUUGUUUUGGACAGCUCCAUUUGCUCUGGAUACUUGAUGCGCACUUCCUCUGACGACCGGUUGAUCAUCUGUCGCACCUCGUCCAACGCUCUUUCGGAAAGUAUAUGUAGACACUCGUCGAGUCUUCCCAGGUCGUUUAUGAUCACCAGGUACUCUUUAAUGAGCUGGAAAGUUAGAAUGUCUUUGCCUGGAGAAGCACCUUCGUCGAUGUUGCCGUUGAUCUCCGUGAUGAACUGGUACAACGGGUCGUUGAUCGCUCGAGAAACAUCAUCGAUAUCUGUGGUGCUCAUUUUCAAAAGACGUGUAUUGACGUGUUCGUCGUAA
Molecule: messenger RNA, 363 nt
Organism: Ogataea philodendri
Lineage: Eukaryota; Fungi; Ascomycota; Pichiomycetes; Pichiales; Pichiaceae
Exons: 1
Coding region: 1-363 (120 amino acids)
Source: RefSeq, a predicted model, not a curated record